Messenger RNA from Pocillopora meandrina, 634 nucleotides. The record is from the annotation of a GenBank genome assembly. NCBI's taxonomy places the organism in Eukaryota, Metazoa, Cnidaria, Anthozoa, Scleractinia, Pocilloporidae.
AUAUUCUUGCGACGAAGAAAGCGAAAGCGGUUGCAAAAGAGGAGGAAAACAAAACGCUUUUGGGGUAGGGAUAUCUUUAAAGAAAGGAAAAGUCAAGGUGACUUUUACAACCUCGUGGAAGAGCUUCGACUUGGAGAUUGUGAAUAUUAUUUCAGGUAAGCUUGUGUACAUGGGUUACGGAGAUGGAAAGUUUUAAAAUAUUCAAUGUAGACAGGUAAACUUUAUCUGUUUACGUUAUUCUGUGUUAGCUUCAGAAAGUUGAGAUGAGCUUUCUGUUUCCUUAGCUGAUUGAAUGAAAUUCAGUUUUAUACAAAUUGCCUUCGCUGAUGAAUUGUUAUCGUUGGCUUUUAUCACCUCAAAUUUUAGAUAUUUACGCAUGAGCCCAGAAAGGUUCGAACAUUUGUUGACCCUGGUUGGCCCCUUAAUUUCCAAGAAGGCCACUAAAAUGAGAGAGCUCAUUUCUGCUGCAGAGCGCUUAACUCUCACAUUGCGCAUGUUGGCCAGUGGGGAUGAUCAACAAUCAUUACCUUUCAGUUAUAGCCAAGGUAGGACCAUUGUUAGCCACAUUCCGAGGGAGACAUGCAGUACAAUUUGGAUGGCCCUAAGAGACAUUUAUUUAAGACCACCAAGUUCA